AUGGAGACAGAGAACAACAAUCAGAUCGCCUGUCUAGACGUUCUGGUCCAUCGCAAGGUCAACGGGUGCCUGAAAACGACGGUCUACAGAAAGGCCACUAACACGCGCCAGGUCCUGUCCUACCACAGCAAUCAUCCGUUGUGUCACAAACGAAGCUGUGUUCGAUCUCUCUACAAGAGAGUUGACACUCACUGCAGCGAACCGACCGACAAGAUAGCCGAAUUCCCCUAUCUACGGCGGAUGUUCAACUCUAACGGUUACCCCCGCAGCUUUAUUGAACGCAGCAGACUGUCCAGAACAACCAUGAAGUCAACGGCAAAUCAGCCGAAAGUCUGGCGAGCGCUGCCAUACAUUGCGAAUGUUUCCGAUGCAGUUGCUUGUAUUUUGCAACCAUUGGGUAUCGGCAUCGCCCACAAACCCGAAGCGACAAUUAGACGUCUGGUCAUGAGACCAAAAACGCCCCUGCCACGAGGCGAGACCGCCAAUGUUGUCAAUCGGAUCCCGUGUAGUUCCUGCGAAGCCAACUACGUUGGGGAAACUGGGAAGAGAUUGCAGACCCGCAUGGACGAGCAUGCAAGAGCGGUGAGAAGAAUGGAUCAGCUCUCGCUGGUGGCGGAACAUUGCGCAGCUUUUGACCACGCCUUCGCCUUCCAAGACGCCGAAAUCUUGGGCCAAGGGAGCGAUCAAUCGGUCAGGGAGACGCUCGAAGCCUGGCACAACACAACUACCUCGAUCAACCGCUGCGUAACUUUGCCGGCCGCCUACCAAGCCCUAAGGGCGAAAUUCAAUAAGCAGGGCUACCGACGAGGCGUCAGGCCAGAGACGGCAGCAGUCGAACCCAAACCCAGCGGGAAAACAGACGUGCAUAGACAGGAAUCGGGAACCGACGAAACCAAGGGACAACCGUCGACGAACACAAACCUAAGAGACCGCCUUCUGGGUCCGAACACAGACAGACGCCAGCCCCUGGGGAGAGCACCAGACAGUGACAGGACCCGCCAGCCCGACGUCAACACCGGCAUGACAACCACCAUCAACACAGUUACGGACAGGUGUGAACGGGGCAGCGAUGCGGGAACCCACGACAGUGACAGGAACCUCCAGCCCGACGUCAACACUAGCAAUGGUAACCACCGUCCACACGGGUACGGGCGUGUGCGAACAGGGCAGGAAGGCGAGAUGCGCGGAGUGCAGACAACGGACAAUGCAAACAAGAGCAAUGGCCGCGGUCGCCCUGAUGCCGCUCCCCUUCUCACACCCGACAAAGAAUGA
Molecule: messenger RNA, 1272 nt
Organism: Spirometra erinaceieuropaei
Lineage: Eukaryota; Metazoa; Platyhelminthes; Cestoda; Diphyllobothriidea; Diphyllobothriidae
Source: the annotation of a GenBank genome assembly